AUCGAGUUGACCAGCAUUGACACAUUUGCCUCCAAGCAGCUCAAACUUCACGAUGGCCUCCCUCCUCAUGUCAGUGUUCGACGCUGUCCGCUUCUUCUCUGGCUUCUCGGCCAAAAGCUCGAUCAUCGACGAGUACAACUGGAGCUACAUUGAGCGGCGGGGCAAAGACGAGAAGGACACAGACGUCGUCGUCUUCCUCCACGGCUUCAGCUCCGUCAAGGAGUCAUGGGUCCGCGUGGCUCGCGGUGUCGAUAAGCGCUACAAGAUCGUCAUCCCAGACUUGCCCGGCCAAGGCCGCACUACGCCCAUCGAUGCACUGACCGACUACUCAAUGCCCAAUCAAGCCGAGAGAUUGCACGACUUCUUGGAGCAGGAGGUACCCGCCAAUAAGAAGAUCCAUCUAGUGGGCUGCUCUAUGGGCGGCAUGCUCGCAGGAGUGUAUGCUGGUCUGUACCCGGAGCGUAUCAAGUCGUUGACAAUGGUGUGUCCAGCAGGCAUCUCUAUGCCCAGGAAGAGCACAUUGUUGAAAAUGCUUGAGGACUCUGGACGGAAUUUGCUGCUUGCACACACAGCCGAAGAACUCGUUGAGAUGAAUAACCAUCUCAGCUACGAUCCACGUAAAAUACCGAGUGUCUUUUUAAAUAUUAUCGCAUCGGAACGAGAGAAGCAGCUGCCUGUACUGGAGAAAAUUGUGCGCGAUUCACUCCAGAACCCGACGGUGUUGGAAGAUUUAUUGCCUAGUAUUCGGGCCAAGACGUUGGUGAUGUGGGGCAAACACGACCAAGUUCUGGACGUCUCAUCAGUGGACGUGCUGAAGCAGAAAUUAACUCCAGAAGCUCAAGGACAGGUACUGCUGUUUGACGAUUGCGGCCACAUUCUGCAACAUGAAAAACAUGCCGAGUGUACUGCUGCUAUCAACAAGUUUUUGGCGGGCGAAGCGCUGUCAGUGAAGAAUCUAAUGUAGGCGAGAAAAAGUAGAAAUAGAGUAGAUUAUGCAUGCUCAUAUAGUAUCAUCCUUGGCAUCAUAGUUCAUAGAGUUGAGUUAGAUCGUCUGAAAUUGUCUACCAACAACGUGAACACUUCGAGCAGUGGUUAAGACAAAAAAAAAAAAAAA
Molecule: messenger RNA, 1114 nt
Organism: Phytophthora nicotianae INRA-310
Lineage: Eukaryota; Oomycota; Peronosporomycetes; Peronosporales; Peronosporaceae
Exons: 1
Coding region: 53-964 (303 amino acids)
Molecular function (GO): catalytic activity
Source: RefSeq, a predicted model, not a curated record